Seriola aureovittata is the source of this 1451-nucleotide messenger RNA. Its product is annotated as Galectin-related protein A-like. The coding region runs from base 263 to 700 and encodes 145 amino acids. NCBI's taxonomy places the organism in Eukaryota, Metazoa, Chordata, Actinopteri, Carangiformes, Carangidae. The transcript is spliced from 4 exons. The record is from RefSeq and is a predicted model, not a curated record. Gene Ontology annotation, molecular function: carbohydrate binding.
UAGAGUCAGAAUCUAUCUUAAAAAAAAAAAAAAAAAAAAAAAUUGGCCCUAAUCCUCUUCCGUAGUUCAGCCUGUGUGAGAACCCUCCUCUCUCUCUCUCUCUGCCGGUCUCCCGCUUCCCACCAUCAUCACUGUCAAAUUGGGAGCCUGUCUCUAUGACAACGUAGUACAGGCGGGGUUUGCCAGCUGGAGGCAGAGUCAAUCAGUCCUCAGUUGGCAUCACAGCUCGAAAACCUCCACACCGCAUCACGCCCUGGGUGGAAUGGAAGAAAAGGACAAGAAAGAAAAUGGGGAGUACAUCGGAGAGAUAAAGGGUGGGCUGCGGCCUUCAAUGAAACUGGUUGUUAUGGGAAUUAUCAACAAGAAACCCAAAAGCAUUGAGCUCACUGUGUCCACGAAGCCUCAGGACGCGGACACGGAGGGCGACGUGGGUCUUCUGCUGAAGGUCAGCUUCAUGGAUAAGGCCGUCCAACGCAACGCCCGCCUGGCUGGAAAGUGGGGUCCGGCUGAAAACACCCUCUCCUUCUUUCCUUUCGCACCUGGAGAAUCCUUCAAGAUGGAGAUCGUUUGCGAGCACCAGCAGUUUCGUAUCCUGGUGGACGGACAGCCUCUGUGUGGCUUCACCCACCGGAUCCCAAAGCUCGCCUCCCUCACGUCCUUACGAGUCUUUGGAGACCUACAGCUCACCAAGGUGGCCUAACCCCCGCAGACGAACAACACCAGGACGUCCCGGGACACCAGACAAUACACACGAUUAGAAUAGAGCUACUUCUUGAGUGACUAAAUUGACCCCACGAUGGGGAUGUUGUGUUUCCAGUUCCAAACAAAGUUUUACCUGCCUCGUAAUCACGUGUAAAGUCUAAGUGCCUUCACUAGAUUACCUGUUCGGGGACUUGAAGAUACUGACUGAAUGUAACAGUCAUCAAUGUCUUAAAUCAACUGAGGAAUGUGAUUUGAACUGAAGUGAAUUAAGUUUUAAACAAUGCGGUCUAAGCUACGAUAUUUUUCCCUCGAUGAACGUUUGUACAAACAUGAUGUGUCAGCAGUAAAAGCAGCUGCAUCAGGCUUUGUGCACUGAAACCACAUUUCAGAUGGUUCGUUCUUUGAUUUCUCUGGAGUUAACCUUUGAAAGCACUUACGUUUACGAGCGCCUGCAUGAAGAUGAAUGUUUUCUGAAAUCAGCUGAUUGUCAUUCUGUGGCCGACUAAGUACUGUAACAGGUGUAACAAUGUAAAAUGAUUUAAGUAGCCUACAUUAGUGCAUGUCAGUGUUUCUCUCCUCUGAGUUUAUCUCCCGUUUUACACAUUCGAUUAUUACGUCACACUUUCUGUUACUGCACCGUCAUCCACUAACGCCCGCUGGUUCCCGUCCGUUUCAUUUACCACUAGCACUUUUUAUGUGAAUGUUACAUAUUGACUUUACUUCACUGCAAUAAAUCACUUUUGUUGUUA